AUGCCUUCCAGAAAAUUAACCUUCAUUCCUGGUCCUAUUGAAUUUACUGACACUGUCCUCGAGGCAAUGUCUACGCCGUCUCAGGCCCAUACGUCUCCAGAGUUUGUUGCUAUCUUCCAAGAGGCACUAAAAAACACUAGAAAGUUGUUUCAGUCUACCGACCCCGAAGCACAAGCUAUUGUUGUUUCCGGAUCUGGAACUCUUGGUUGGGAUCUCGUUGGUGCCAAUAUUUUAAAUCCCAACGAAAGGGCAUUGGUUGUUUCGACUGGUUUCUUCUCGGAUUCAUUUGCAAGCUGUUUGAGAGUUUAUAUUGGUGACAGAAAUGUUGAGGUCUUGAAGGCCAAGCAGUUCGGUUCUGCUGUCGACACUAGUGAGAUUGAAUCUGCUUUGAAGACAGCUAAAGAUGCAGGUAAGCCUUACAAUGUCAUCACCAUUACUCAGACAGAUACAUCUUCUGGUGUGUUGAGUGAUGUAGCUUCCAUCAGUGCUGUCGUCAAGCAUGUUUCUCCUGAAACUCUUAUUGUCGUUGAUGCUGUCUGUGCCACUGUCUGUGAGAACCUUGAGUUCGAUAACUGGGGGAUUGACUAUUGUCUUACUGCUUCUCAGAAGGCUGUUGGUGUUCCAGCUGGUCUUUCCAUCUCAUUCGCCUCGGCUCGUGCAGUGGAAAAAGCCCUAGCCAAAGAGCAUCCUGCAGGUUUCUACACUGACUUGCAAAGAUGGCUUCCAAUCAUGCGUGCCUAUGAGUCCGGAAAGGGAGCCUACUUUGCUACUCCUUCUGUGCAAUUGAUUCACGCCUAUAACCAGUCCCUUUGUGAAAUUUUGUCCCAUUCUAUUAAGGAGACUUUUGCUGCCUACAAGACUGCCUCGGACAAUUUCAAAAACAAGCUUGCCGAUUUGGGUUUAAAACUUGUUCCUGUGUCUCGUGAGAUUGCGGCCCAUGGUCUAACUGCCAUCUACUUUCCUGAAGGCAUCGACGGUCCUAAGCUAUUGAGUAACGUUGGCGAGAAGGGAUUUACCAUCGCUUCUGGUAUCUAUGAGAACUAUAAGGAUAAGUAUUUCAGGGUAGGCCACAUGGGUGUUAGUGCUAUCGGUGCCAGAAAGAAGGAAUUGGACGAUUGCUUUGAAGCCAUCAAGUCUUCUUUGCAAGAGUUGGGUUACAAGCAGUAA
Molecule: messenger RNA, 1167 nt
Organism: Brettanomyces nanus
Lineage: Eukaryota; Fungi; Ascomycota; Pichiomycetes; Pichiales; Pichiaceae
Exons: 1
Coding region: 1-1167 (388 amino acids)
Cellular component (GO): peroxisome
Molecular function (GO): L-serine:pyruvate transaminase activity; L-alanine:glyoxylate transaminase activity
Source: RefSeq, a predicted model, not a curated record